UUAAAACAAAGAAAAAAAAGGAAAAUCCAGCCCAGAGAGAAAGAAAUUUCAAAAAAAAAAAAUGUCAGGAAGAGGAAAAGGAGGAAAGGGUUUAGGAAAGGGAGGAGCAAAGAGGCACAGAAAAGUUCUGAGAGACAACAUUCAAGGUAUUACUAAGCCAGCCAUCAGAAGAUUAGCAAGAAGAGGUGGUGUGAAACGUAUCAGUGGAUUGAUCUAUGAAGAAACUCGUGGUGUUCUUAAGAUCUUUCUUGAGAAUGUGAUUCGUGAUGCUGUUACUUACACUGAACAUGCUAGGAGGAAGACUGUUACUGCUAUGGAUGUGGUUUAUGCUUUGAAGCGACAGGGAAGAACUCUUUACGGUUUUGGAGGUUAGGGUUUCGAAAUUGGGGUUUUUUUCUGUAAAGGGUUUCGCACAAGCCAGAGGAGCGAAUAUGAGGAGUACAGCUUAACCGUGGUUGUCAGCUCAAGCUUUAGCAUCCAAGGCGUCUGCAGUGCAGAUAUCAGCAGGAGAUCCCUUUCCUUUCCCAUCACCUGUUAGAUUAUUGGGGUCUGGUGUGGAGCGAAACUCUUCAUAGUAAGCAUAUUCUAUACUUUGGCGAGUGCAGGGGAGUUUAUGCUGAUGCUCAAAGACGUCAUUCCCGUUUUGAUAUUUGGGAGAUACGAAUACACUAAUCUCCUGAGCGCCACUAUAGCUUUUGAACCCGCAAAAUCAGUUGCAUUACACUGUUUGGUGAAAUUGAUUUGAUAUGUUAAAGUUUUUGUUCUCAACUUGUUGAGUCAAAUUGAGCAGUGCAUAUUCGAGUCAUCAGUUCCACUCGAGACUGGGCAACUGUGGUUAUGAGCAGUUUAUCCAUCAACUUCGGUUGUAUCCACAAGUACACCUGCAAGAUUAUAUAAGUAAAAACCAGAGGUGAGAAUCAUUUUGAGGAGUGCCAACCAAUUACAACCACCACGAACCGGAAUUGUUUGAAGCUAAGGCAUAUGAAAAAGAAAAGUGGGUGAGCAGGAUCAGCACACAACAACAAGCCAGCCACUGCUCUGCUGUGCUAUCGGGAGAUACAUUCCAGUCAUAGAAGAUUUAAGAAAGGUCAUCCUGGGCGCAACACUGUCUCCUUUCUUACUCAUCCCAUGAAAAAAUUGCACAAUGAAACGGUAUCUAUACUGAACUGAAAUGCUUUCUAGGGAAAUUUUAGCUCUACCAACAACUUUAGUACCACAAGUCCCAACUUUCUUAGUAAGGCACGCUCAUGUCGCCUUUGUCAUAACAUCUGUUCAUUUCCAGUUUCAAAACUUAUUCAUGAUUCUUCAUCAAAUCAAUAUUGAAGUAUCCCA
Papaver somniferum (opium poppy) is the source of this 1332-nucleotide messenger RNA. RefSeq names its product histone H4. Gene Ontology annotation, molecular function: protein heterodimerization activity; DNA binding; structural constituent of chromatin. Lineage: Eukaryota; Viridiplantae; Streptophyta; Magnoliopsida; Ranunculales; Papaveraceae. The record is from RefSeq and is a predicted model, not a curated record. Gene Ontology annotation, biological process: nucleosome assembly. The coding region runs from base 62 to 373 and encodes 103 amino acids. The transcript has 2 exons. Gene Ontology annotation, cellular component: nucleosome.